This is a messenger RNA of Schizosaccharomyces osmophilus, 3042 nucleotides long. RefSeq names its product ribosome quality control complex subunit Rqc2 (gene rqc2). Lineage: Eukaryota; Fungi; Ascomycota; Schizosaccharomycetes; Schizosaccharomycetales; Schizosaccharomycetaceae. The record is from RefSeq and is a predicted model, not a curated record. Gene Ontology annotation, biological process: rescue of stalled cytosolic ribosome; ribosome-associated ubiquitin-dependent protein catabolic process. Gene Ontology annotation, cellular component: RQC complex. Gene Ontology annotation, molecular function: ribosomal large subunit binding; tRNA binding. The transcript is spliced from 2 exons. The coding region runs from base 1 to 3042 and encodes 1013 amino acids.
AUGAAACAAAGGUUCUCAGCUUUAGAUAUCACCGCAAUUGGUGCAGAAUUGCGAGAGGAAAUUAUUGGUUGCCGUUUAAACAAUAUUCAUGACUUGAACCCGCGUUCAUUCUUAUUGAAGUUUGGAAAACAGGACAAGAAAUACUCACUGGUCAUUGAAAGUGGAUUUCGUGUUCACUUGACAAAGUUCCAACGUGAAAAUGCCCAACUUUCUGGAUUCGUCUCAAAACUACGUAAACAUAUCAAAUCCAGAAGGCUAACUAAUGUGUCACAACUGGAUACCGAUCGUGUACUCGUGUUUACAUUUGGUGGAGGUGAAAACGAUCAAGAUCCUUCAUGGACAUACUACCUUGUCUGUGAGUUUUUCGCAGCCGGAAACGUCUUAUUACUCGAUGGUUCUCAUAAAAUUUUGAGUUUGUUACGCGUUGUUACAUUUGAUAAGAACCAAGUUUAUGCUGUUGGUCAACAUUAUAAUCUGGAUCAAAGCCGGUUAACGCACAACAUGGGUAACCAGCAAAAAAUGCCUCAGAUGACAUUCGAAAAAUUGACACAACUAUUGGAAGACGUAGCUGGAAAAUCCAAGGCUGAGAAAAUGGCCGCUUCCCAAAAACCAAACGGCAAACAGCCAAAACCCAUUACCCUUCGUAAAGCCUUGACAGUUCGUCUGGGAGAGUAUGGUAAUGCAUUGGUAGAGCAUUGUAUCCGACAAUCAAAUUUAGAUCCUUUACUCCCAGCUGAUCAGUUAAGUGCCGAUGAAGACAAAAAGAGAGAGUUGCUCUCCGCUUUUCAAGCAGCGGAUGGUAUUCUGUCUUCUAUGGUAAAACCACCUGUUAAGGGCUACAUAUUUUCCACUCAGCAAAACAUCCUUGCUGAUCCCUCUACUUCUAACAACGAAGAAAAGAAGGAUAUGCUCAUGUACGAAGACUUCCAUCCUUUUAAGCCCUUACAAUUGGUGCAAGCAAAUCGUGUUUGUAGCGAGUUCCAUUCGUAUAAUGAAUGCGUUGAUGAAUUUUUUUCCUCUAUAGAGACGCAAAAAAUGGAAAAAAGAGCUCAUGACCGUGUUAUGACUGCUGAACGCCGAAUUCAUUCAGCAAAAGAUGACCAAGAACAGAAGAUUAAAAACUUACAAGAAGUCCAGCAACUCUCGUCCUUGAAGGCUGAGGCUAUCGAAACAAACUCAGAGUUGGUAGAAGCUAUUGCUUCGUAUAUAAACAAUCUCUUAAAUCAAGGAAUGGAUUGGUUAGAUAUCGAAAAACUCAUUCAAGUUCAAAAACGGCGCAGUCCCGUUGUUGCUUGCAUAGCCCUUCCUCUCAAACUAAAAAAUAAUGCGGUAAAUAUCAUGCUUCCAAAUCCCAUUGUAUCAUCAGAACCUGCAGAUGAUGAUUAUGACCUUUCGGACGAAGAUGAGUCAGAGACAGAUUCCUUUAAAAAGCCCAAACAAGAAGCCUCAAACGUUGUUGUCGAAAUAGACUUGUCACUAGGUGCUUAUGCUAAUGCUCGUAGGCAAUACGAGAAGCGUCGAGAAGCCAUAGUCAAAGAAACGAAAACUUUGGAAGCUGCUUCAAAAGCUUUAAAAAAUACGCAAAAAAGAAUUGACCAAGACUUGAAGCGUUCAACAAAUGCUGAACACCAAAGAAUCCUUCCAACAAGGAAAGCAUUUUUCUUUGAGAAGUUUCAUUGGUUUUUCUCUUCUGAAGGAUACUUGGUCCUUGGAGGGCGCGAUGCUCAACAAAAUGAAUUACUGUUUACAAAGUAUUGUAACAAAGGUGAUAUCUUUGUAUGCGCUGAUUUACCAAAGUCUUCCAUAGUUAUUGUUAAAAAUCGAAACGCAAAUGAUCCUUUACCGCCAAACACCAUGCAACAAGCAGGUUCAUUGGCAUUGGCCUCUUCAAAGGCUUGGGACUCGAAGACAGUUAUCAGCGCUUGGUGGGUUCAUAUUGAUCAAGUCUCGAAAACAGGAUAUGCGGGUGAUGUUCUUCCAGCAGGCAGUUUUGCCAUUCGAGGUUCUAAAAACUACUUACCUCCAAAUGUGCUUACUAUGGGUUAUGGCAUAUUGUGGCUAUUGGACGAACAAAGCACUGAACGCCAUUGCCAAAAACGUAUCGAAUCAGAGCUACAAAAUACCGAACAAAAAAUAUCCGAACUUAAAAUUGAUGAGGUUGAAGCCAAGAGCUCUCAACCAAGAGAAGUCUUGGUUCCAGAUAGACCGGAACUUAAAGAUACUUUAAUUGAAGGAGCGUCCAAAAGUUCGAAAUCACAAAGUGUAUUUGAUCAUGAUGUCCAUAUUGUAAGUGAAAAAAGAGGUAAAAAAGGUUCCAAACCUAUAACAGCCAAGAAGCCCCCCGCAAAGGAGAGAAGGGAAGCUCGUAAGCAAAGGAAACAAACUGCAUUGGAGGAAUCAUCUAAGAAACCAGUCUCCAUUGAAGACGCAUCGGAUCCCCAAGCGAUUCUAGCUAUCUUGAAACAAAAGAAGAAGAAGAAAUCGAAUGAAAUACCAUCACCGCCAGAACCUAAAGUCGAGAAGGAGGAAUUGGAAACCCAAAAAGAAGAGAGCGAAUCGAAGACUGUGGAUGCUGAUAAGGGUCCUGAGAAUAAAUCUCAAGAAAUUAAAGAGGCUACACCUAAUGAGGAGGAUAUGUCGGCAUUAAAGCCUCAAAGAUCCGAGAGAAAGGUGAAGGAAACUAAAAUCGAACGUGAAGAUAUGACUCAGGACUUGUACGAAGAAAUGCUAUAUGCUCGCGAUGCUUUGACACCCAGCCCAGAUACUGAAGAUGUUAUUAUCAAUGCAGUACCCACGUUUGCUCCUUAUAGUACGAUGGCCAAAUUUAAUCUUAAAGUGAAAGUUACUCCCGGAUCCGGAAAAGUUGGUAAAUCCGCUCGAGAAUCAAUUGCUCACUUCACAAAAACUCUUGGAAAACCUUCUUCCAAUGAAGUGAAAAUUUUGGAAAACCUGAAAGAUGGAGAAAUUGUUGCGCCAUUUAGUGUUAACCGACUGCGGGUUGUUUUUGGGUCUAGCACCAAUUCAAAGAAAUCCAAAAAAUAG